This is a messenger RNA of Lontra canadensis (Northern American river otter), 1165 nucleotides long. Its product is annotated as L-lactate dehydrogenase A-like 6A. Gene Ontology annotation, molecular function: L-lactate dehydrogenase (NAD+) activity. NCBI's taxonomy places the organism in Eukaryota, Metazoa, Chordata, Mammalia, Carnivora, Mustelidae. Gene Ontology annotation, biological process: carboxylic acid metabolic process. The record is from RefSeq and is a predicted model, not a curated record.
CUCCAUUCCCUUCCUUCACCUCUUGAGCCAGCUGCUAUGAGCUGGGCUGGGGGAGUCCUGCGGUCAAGCUGGAGACUAGGCCCUGUAGGAGCGAAUGUCUUUUGCCUAGGGAUGGUUUUGCGUCCCUGCCAGGUGGCAUGCACCCCCCUAAGGGACAGUAGGUCCUUCAUCCCUGUCUCCAAAAUGGGAACUGUCAGGUGUGAAUUUACUAAGAAUUUAACUUCAGAGGAGACCAUUUAUCACAGUAAGAUCUCUACUAUAGGAACUGGAUCAGUUGGCAUAGCAUGUGCUAUCAGCAUCUUAUUAAAAGGCUUGAGUGAUGUUGCCUUUGUGGAUGCUGAUAAAGGCAAAACGAAGGGUGAGACAGUGGAUCUUCAACAUGGCAGCUCUUUCAUGAAAAUGCCAUAUAUUGUUUCCAGCAAAGAUUACCAUGUCACUGCAAACUCCAACCUAGUGAUUAUGACAGCAGGUGCACGCCCUGGAAAAGGAGAAACAUGCCUUGAUGUAGUUAAGAGAAAUGUGUCCAUCUUUAAAUUAAUGAUUUCCAACAUUACCUGGUAUAGUCCCCAGUGCAAAAUGAUAGUUGUUUCCAAUCCAGUGGAUAUCUUAACUUACGUAUCUUGGAAAUUGAGUGCAGUUCCUCAAAACCGUAUUAUUGGAAGUGGCCGUAAUCUGGACACUGUCCGUUUCCAUUUCUUUAUUGGGCAAAGACUUAGUUUCCACUCAGAAAGAUGGAUCCUUGGAGAACAUGGAGACUCGGGUGUAAAUGUGUGGAGUGGAGUUAACAUUGCUGGUAUCCCCUUGAAGGAUCUGAAUUCAGAUAUAGGAACAGAUAAAGAUCCUGACUGGGAAAAUGUCCACAGAGAAGUGAUAACCUGUGGUUGUGAGAUGGUUAAAAUAAAAGGUUAUAUUAAUUGGGCUGUUCGCCUCACUGUAGCUGACUUAACGGGAAACAUUUUGAAGAAUCUUAGGAGAGUGCAUCCAGUUUCCACUAUAACGAAAGGCCUCUAUGAAAUAAAUGAAGUGUUUGUUAGUGUUCCUUGUAUCCUGGGAGGGAAUGGUAUUGCAAACCUUAAUAAGAUCAAGCUGACCCCUGAAGAGGAAUCUGUUUGAGAAAGAGUGCAGAAAAACUUUGGGAAAUUUAGAAAGAGAACAAGCUUUAAAG